ACCGUAAACCUCUCGCAAUGGCAAAGAAAGCUCACAAAGUCAAGAAACUCCCAAAGGACCAAAGGCUGCACAUCUUGCUCUCCAAUGGCCGCUUUCCCGUCAGUUUGGAUCUGGCGAGACAGUUGCAUAGAAUGGGACAUACAGUUUUUGUUGCGGAUCCGAUGGAAUACCACGUCUGCAAAUUCUCCCGCUGCGUCCGAAAAUCAUUCUACGUCCCUGCCCCCCACUACGACGCCGCCGGUUACAUCUCCGGUAUCCGCGACGCCAUCUCCUCCGCCUCCAUCGACCUCCUCAUCCCCAUGCACGAAGAAAUCUUUUUCCUGACCCAACACCCCGAUCUGCAGAAAAUCUGUUUCGCGCCAUCUUAUGCCUCUAUCGUCAGUAUGCACAACAAAUGGGAGUUUUCGAGGGUGAUGAGGGCUUUGGGCAUCGAUACGCCAGAGACGAGAAGGGUUACGAGUAUGGAGGAUGUAAGGAGGGAGUUGGGGGAUGAUUUUGCCGGUGGGAGGGAGUGGGCGCUCAAGCCUGUGUUUGGGCGAGCCAGCUCGAAAGUCUAUCACCUGAAGCCUGGAAAACCCCUUCCGGACGACUGUGACGUCGCCGAAGACAACGUCUACAUCCUCCAAGAAUGGACACCCGGCCGCCAACUGUGCUCCUACGCCGUCGCGCGCCGCGGUCAUGUCAUGACCUCAACAGUCUACCCCGUCCUCGACACAAUCGACGGCGCCUCCUCCGUCUACUUCAAGGCGAUCGAGCAUCCACCCAUUAUGGACAUCAUUGAGAAGAUCGUUAAGGGGACCGCGUGGACAGGACAGAUUGCGUUUGAUUUUGUGGAGGGCGAGGAUGGGAGGGUUUGUGUUAUUGAGUGUAAUCCGAGGAGUACGAGUGGGAUUCAUUUGUAUAAGGGGACGCCGUAUUUGAGUUCGGCGUUUACGCUGGGUCCGGCGCCCUCAUCCCUCUCCUCCCCCUCUUCUACCAACAAACCCGCCACCACCACCACCCAGCCCCCACCCUCCGCCCGCCGCCAAGUCAUGCCCGGCAUGCUAAUGUGGUCCCACUCCUCCGCCUCCCUCCACGAUUGGCUCACCCACCUCGUCAAACUAAUGGGAACCCGCGACGUGACGUUCAGUAGACGAGACGUCCUACCAGCACUCAUGCAGCCAUUUUUGUUGACGAGUUAUUAUGAGAUUUGUCGGGAGAGGAAGUUGGAGCUCAAGACGAUGUUUCAGGAUGAUGUUGUUUGGGUGCCGGGGAGGGAGGAGUUGGAGGAGGCGGAGCGGUUGAGGGAGGGGGAGAGGCGGGAGUGGAAGUGUCCGCCUCUCCUGGAUGUGUAUUGA
This is a messenger RNA of Saitoella complicata NRRL Y-17804, 1337 nucleotides long. RefSeq lists its product as uncharacterized. Gene Ontology annotation, molecular function: ATP binding; metal ion binding. The record is from RefSeq and is a predicted model, not a curated record. Lineage: Eukaryota; Fungi; Ascomycota; Saitoellomycetes; Saitoellales; Saitoellaceae. Bases 18 to 1337 code for a protein of 439 amino acids. The transcript is spliced from 3 exons.